Ipomoea nil (Japanese morning glory) is the source of this 1642-nucleotide messenger RNA. RefSeq names its product oxygen-dependent coproporphyrinogen-III oxidase, chloroplastic-like. The record is from RefSeq and is a predicted model, not a curated record. Bases 147 to 1358 code for a protein of 403 amino acids. The transcript has 8 exons. Gene Ontology annotation, molecular function: coproporphyrinogen oxidase activity. Lineage: Eukaryota; Viridiplantae; Streptophyta; Magnoliopsida; Solanales; Convolvulaceae. Gene Ontology annotation, cellular component: cytoplasm; chloroplast stroma.
UUGGAUAUUUGGAUUCUCAGUACGCCUUAUCAGUUAUCAUCCACGCCCACCAUUAAUGCCUUCAACUGAAUACAAUAGAAUAGAAUAGACUGUCACAACUAACCGGCCGCUGUUCCCCCAUCUCCGGCGACCUCUAUCAAUAGGAAAUGCUUAGCACCGCCAUUCUCUCCGCCGCGUUCUCUUCUUCAGCUCCCGUCUUACCACUAUCCAAUUCCACUGCAUUACAUUCCUCUUCCUCUGUAACUAGACAUUUGAAUCUUCCUAGUCUAGCAAUCGGUAGCAAAUGCUUCAGACCGAAUUCGCAGCGUUUGCGUGUCCAGGCUUCAAUGUCAUCGUCCCCGUUGAUCGAAAAGGAAACGGCCGAGGCAGAGCGCCCCCCGACUUUCCUGCGAGAAUCUGAUAACGGCGCCGGGAAUGAGUCCACCACCGUGAGGGCUCGUUUCGAGAAGAUGAUUAGGGAGGUCCAGGACAGCGUCUGCUCGGCGUUGGAGGCCGCGGAUGGAGGAGGCAGCUUCAAGGAGGACGUUUGGUCCCGCCCCGGCGGUGGCGGCGGGAUCAGUAGGGUUUUGCAGGACGGGGCCGUCUUUGAGAAGGCCGGUGUAAACGUCUCCGUCGUUUACGGCUUAAUGCCUCCCGACGCCUAUCGAGCUGCCAAGCCCUCCACCGACAACGGCAAUACCAAGCCCGGCCCUAUUCCCUUUUUCGCUGCUGGGAUUAGCUCUGUUCUGCAUCCGAAGAACCCUUUUGCACCAACUCUGCAUUUCAACUAUCGGUAUUUUGAAACUGAUGCUCCAAAAGAUGCUCCUGGAGCACCAAGGCAGUGGUGGUUUGGUGGCGGUACUGAUUUGACACCUGCUUAUAUUUUUGACGAGGAUGUAAAGCAUUUCCAUUCGGUUCAAAAAAGUGCCUGUGACAAGUUUGAUCCCAGCUUCUAUCCUCGAUUCAAGAAAUGGUGUGAUGAUUAUUUUUACAUUAAGCACCGUGGUGAGAGGCGUGGUCUUGGAGGAAUAUUUUUUGAUGAUUUAAAUAACUAUGACCAAGAUAUGCUUCUUUCCUUUGCUACAGAGUGUGCAAAUUCUGUUAUUCCUGCAUAUAUACCCAUUAUAGAGAAGAGAAAGGAUACGCCAUUCACAGCCAGUCACAAGGAAUGGCAACAAGUACGUAGGGGACGCUAUGUGGAAUUCAACUUGGUCUACGAUCGUGGAACUACAUUUGGACUGAAGACAGGUGGUCGGAUAGAGAGCAUCCUUGUUUCACUUCCACUAACUGCUAGAUGGGAAUAUGGCCAUCAACCAGCAGAGGGGACUGAAGAAUGGCGACUAUUGGAUGCAUGUAUCAACCCUAAGGAAUGGAUCUGAAUGCUUCAAAACAUUUUGGUGUAGGUAUGUAAAGCUCUGAGACUGCCUUGUUUUCUCUGCCUGUGACACGGUCAAGCGCUUCUCUUUCUUGAUCUUACUACAUUCAUUAGUUACAUAGGCUGAUGGAGACAUGACCUGUUUCAAAGAUAGCUGUAAAUUGUUUCAUGAGGUGAGGUUAGGUUAGGUUUUGUGAUAACACAAAAACACACCUCACAACCAAGAUGGAUGGAUAGAAUCAGGCAGGAAGAAACACUUGGAUACAUUAAUAUGCUUCAUUCUUGAUA